GCCAAUCGGAGCGCUAAAAGGAGACAUUGGCAGGUCGGUUGUGAGCUGAGGUUAGAUUGUGCUGCUGAAUAUUAUCUCGCCUGUCCCCUCUUACCGUUAUAAUAUUCAGCCGGAGAACAGGUGCGUGCGGAGACGGAUGCUGCAUUGACCGCAGUGCAUUUAAAUCGAGUGGGAGAAAUUAAUGAAGGCUGUGCAUGAUCGGCGGUGCACUGUGACUCAACGAGGGACAAAUCCUAUCAAGGAGUCCAAACAGGUACCACGAGCGGCAUUACUGGACGGACAGUAUCACGCGGGACCGUGGACUACUCUGUAUUAAGAUGGACUGUAACUUAGGUGUCGUCACGAGAUGUUGCGCGUCGUUUGGAGCAAUGUACCGAGUCUAAUUUAGCCAUUAUGUGUACUGUAUGUUAGGUCAUGUUGUGUGCGUUCAACACGUUGCCUGAGUGCGAGGCUGGAACAGGUCACUGGUUCACUACAUCCAUAAUUUAGGAUGAUGCCUCCUGGUCAAACCUGCUCGCACUCCUCCCUCGUUCCUCACCCGGUCUCCAGAGUUCAAACGCUUCGUCAGCAGACUGAGAACUCCUGAGCUCUCGCCCGCCCUGUUUGACUUCCUGGCAGACGUCCCAGGGGAGGUGAUGCGACGGUUCGUCUACUGUAAGGUGGUGCUGACCACCUCUUUAGUGUGGGUGCUGGUGGACGUGUUCCUGCUGCUCUACUUCAGCGAGUGUAACAAAUGUGAUGAUAGGAAAGACCGCUCCCUGCUCCCUGCCCUCCGAGCGGUGAUAUCUCGAAGCCACGAGGGUCCGGGGGAAAUGGGCAAAGCGGUGAAUGUCCCCAAAGACGAUCAGGAGAAAAUGAAGGAGCUGUUUAAGAUCAACCAGUUCAAUCUGAUGGCCAGUGACAUGAUCGCCCUCAACAGGAGUCUGCCAGAUGUGCGGCUGGAUGGCUGUAAGACCAAAGUGUACACAGAUGACCUGCCAAACACCAGCAUUGUCAUAGUGUUUCACAACGAGGCGUGGAGCACCCUGCUGCGGACGGUUCACAGUGUCAUCAACCGCUCUCCCAGACACCUGCUCACAGAGAUCGUGUUAGUGGAUGAUGCCAGCGAGAGAGACUUCCUGGGGGAGAAGCUGGAGAACUACGGGCGGACUCUUGAGGUGCCAGUGAGGAUCCUUAGGAUGGAACAGCGUUCGGGUCUCAUUAGAGCCAGGUUGAGGGGAGCAGCUGCCACCAAAGGUCAGGUCAUCACCUUCCUGGACGCUCACUGCGAGUGCACUGUCGGCUGGCUGGAGCCCCUGCUGGCACGCAUCAAAGAGGACAGGACAGCAGUGGUGUGCCCUAUCAUCGAUGUCAUCAGCGACGAGACGUUUGAAUACAUGGCAGGCUCAGAUAUGACCUAUGGAGGAUUCAACUGGAAGCUGAACUUCCGCUGGUACCCGGUUCCCCAGCGGGAGAUGGAUCGACGCAAGGGAGACAGAACACUUCCUGUCAGGACUCCCACGAUGGCAGGAGGAUUGUUCUCUAUAGACAAAACCUACUUUGAAGAAAUAGGAAGCUACGAUCCAGGGAUGGACAUCUGGGGCGGAGAGAACCUGGAAAUGUCUUUCAGAAUCUGGCAGUGUGGCGGCUCUUUGGAAAUUGUAACAUGUUCACACGUGGGCCACGUUUUUCGGAAGGCCACCCCGUACAGCUUCCCUGGAGGAACUGGACAAGUCAUCAACAAGAACAACAGGCGGCUGGCAGAAGUGUGGAUGGACGAUUUUAAAGAGUUCUUCUACAUCAUAUCACCAGGUGUGAUGCGUGUGGACUACGGGGAUGUUUCCUCCCGUAGAGCUCUCCGAGAGGCCUUACACUGCAAACCAUUCUCCUGGUAUCUAGAGAACGUCUACCCAGACUCCCAGAUCCCAAGAAGAUACUUCUCACUUGGUGAAAUCAGAAAUGUGGAGACCAACCAGUGUGUGGACAACAUGGGGAGAAAAGAGAACGAGAAAGUCGGCUUUUUCAACUGCCAUGGCAUGGGUGGAAACCAGGUGUUCUCGUACACAGCCGAUAAAGAAAUCAGAACAGAUGACCUCUGCCUGGACGUCUCCCGCCUCAACGGACCCGUGGUCAUGCUCAAGUGUCACCACAUGAAGGGCAAUCAGAUGUUCGAGUACGAUGCUGAGCGACUCACCUUGCUGCAUGUGAACAGCAACCAGUGUUUGGACAUGCCGACUGAGGAGGACAAAAUGGUCCCCACCCUGAGAGACUGCAACAACAGCCGCUCUCAGCAGUGGCUGCUCCGUAACAUGACACUGAGCGUCUGAUCUCCCAUCCUCUGCCCCCCUCACCUCUACCUCUCUGUCCUCAUCCUAACCAGUCCUGGCUCUUCAAACCCGGCACACGUGGCUUUCAACCACGCACAUCAUCCGCCUCUUCCUGUAACAGCGAAACAGAGACCAAGGCAACAGAGGCUUAACUUUCAUUAGGGAGGCAUCUCUUUUUACAGGGUUGCCAGGAGCUGCAUCUGCCUGCAAAGUGACGUGACAAGCCAUGGCUGUGGGGGACCCCAUUGCGUCUAAGCAAGGAGAAUGACGUGCGAGGUCCAUGCAUGGAGAACGAAGAAAUCAUAGCACUCGCGCUGUAGCAACCAGCUGCUAGCCGUGUAUCCAUCACGCUGCUCAGACUGCUGCUUAGCUGUUGAACAAUUAAACGGAGGAGCGUCUCUACAAAGGCCCAUUUCUGAGAUGGUCUGCACUGUCAGUGACCUCCUUGUGCUGAGUACUUGCAGUGCAUUAAUGCCUACUGUAGGCACAAUCCUAAAGCAGGAGUGUUAUCAUUAUGACUGCUGCUCAUCCUCUAUCCAUAUCAGUGUCUGAGUUACAUUCAAAUAACAGGAGAGUGAUUUUAGAGCCCAACCAGCACUGGAUUUUGAAGCGGGUACCACUCUACAAAUAUAUUAUUUAAAGUAAUUGAUUACCAAACUGUAUGUAUGGACUUAAAUUCCUGUCUCUUUGUGCAGGAGAACAUAAGCUAUAAUGAUACUGAAGCAGUUUUGUAAAUUCAUACUUGUAAUGAUUUAGUUUGAUUUUUCAUUCAACUUGAAUCAGCACUAGCUCAGAUUUUUUUCUUUCCACAUUGAUGUUUAGCCAGCAUUAACUCUGUCUAAUAAUGGGUAAAGUUUUGGUAGUAGAAACAUGCCAAACAGUCACAACUAUAGGCAGUCAAGAGUCCUCAUAACUCCUCCCUCCCUAUGAUUGGAUAUUGAUUUACAUAGGCAGUAGAUGGUGAAUAUUAAGUGGACAUGACCUCUUCGUUUCAAGAGUGAAUUCGAUGUGGAAGUGCCUUAAACCUGCAUUCUUUGUAAUGGACAGCAGGGGGCAAUCAAAUUACAGAUUAAGGUCCUAUUUGAAGUAAAAAAUAAAAAUAAAAUAAGGUAAGUUUAGGGGCUACUUGUGAUUGACAAAUUGCUGCCAUGUUGACAAGUCAGCCCGGAUAAAGAAGUUGCAAACCAAAUAAUCACAACAGAGAUAGCCGAGGUGCCAAACCAAUAAGAUCUUUGAAUAACAAGUGAUGUCACAUUGGCACACCCACUAAAGCCUGAUCUAUACUUGUGUAGACUGCGGCGGCUUGUAUUUCCUGCAUUUACAGCACUUCCGGGAUCCCUGCUCAUCAGCCGUGUGUUUCAUCUCCUCCUCUCUAUUCUUCAUGUAAUGAUGUCUGUAUGAUAAACAGCAACAUGUAUCAGCUUUAGAUUAACAUAACACGCUCUGAAUCGCUGUAGAAAAUUAAACAGAGAUCGUAGCGGGGCCAGAAGCAGGCGACCGGCUAUCAGGGAGACCACACUGCCCUCAAGCGUUUCAGCGGGGAAUUGCUGCGCGACAUGGACAUAUCGACGCACAAGUAUGUGGUGCUCAUGUCCGUGUCAGCCCCUGCUGCGUAGGAGCGACACAGAAGUAUAAAUCCGCCUUUAGCCCUGGUGACAUAGCCACAUUUGCAGCAGCACCUAGAUCCAUAGCGACUGAUGGUUUUGGCAUGCCACUUCAUGUGGCACUGCAUGUGCCGUGGUUGAUGGUAUGCCACUAGGGGGAACAACAGCAUGUGCUUAAUGCUGGACUGGAUUAUUGAUCCCCACAGUCUAAUGAGUCAACUGCAACCCGAGUCAAUGAUGGUACAUAGAAAAGAAAGAGGCUGAUGCUUCAGUUAGCAACAGAAUAGCCAUUUUAAUCUUUGACAAAAUAUUUCCUCAAAGUGGAAGCCAACAUUAACCUUGUUAGCUUAACUGCAAGCUUACUAGUUACACUGGCAAGGACACACAAGAGAAAUGUAGACAUUUCUUUAGAAGCAUCACGUGGCUGCACUUUCCUUGUCAAUAAAGACAACAAAUUAUUUACAUUAAUUAUUUUCAUUUACAGCAAUGAUCUUAGCAAAAAAUUAGUUUUCACAUGCAUCUUAGCGGGAGACAUGGUCACAACUGGUGUGACAGUCUGUCAAUGGCCUUCCACUUUGGAGCCAUUUGGAAAGGAAUGAAUACUGUUUGGAGACAAGUGGCAUACCAGUGAGGCGAUCAACACACCAGUCCAGUAAUAGGCACAUGCCACUGGCUCUGUGGUGGCAUACCACUGGUCCUCAGCACAUGCCGCACUGUAUUGUGGUUGAUACUUAAACUACCGUCACAUGAAGGACAAAGCAAACAAAGAUAAACGUGUCAAAUGUUUUGGUGAAUAGAAUCAAUUUGUAACAAAACCAUAUCAAUACGCAGUUUGAUUAAAAAAAAAAAACUACAUAGACAAUAACCCUACUAAUAACAACCCCUUGUACUAAUAACCCUUCAACAAAAGGAUUACAAGGCAGGUUUAUCUAUCAGUGCUCACUUAUAAACUGAUGUUUCUUUAGAGACUUUUAGAAUAAAAUUACACAUAUGUUUAGGACUUCUAUAACAAAAUGUUUAUUAUUUUCUGACAUAGAGACAGAUGAUUAAAUAUAUGUAAUAAGGGAACAUAGGGAAUACUGGUUGGGCUCUAGCCAUUAGCAUGUCUCUUUUGAUGUUUGUGUGAAGACCAGCUGAAAAACACAAACAUCUAAAAAUUAAUAGAUAGCAUGGUAAGAGUGCAGCUAUGAAAUCCUCCUUUUUUGUUGUUUGUAUUUUCAUCAUAUUAAUAAUGACCUGAUCUUUGAAUAAUGUUUCAUGAAAAAGGAAUAUGGAAUGUAGGGUAUGGAUGAAAAGAUGAGGCAGCUCAUUGGAUGGACAUAUUGUAUUUAUAACACACUGUUGAAGAAAAGAACAUAGUGGCUGAGGGAGGUCAGAUAGUUUAUAAGUGAAUGUAAGAGUUUUCUCCAACAUGAUACUGACUUUAACCUAAAACUGUUUCACUGUUGUGUUUUUAGUAACGAUGCUCACAGAAAGUCCUGUUAACACUCAUCACCCUAAUCUGUUUCUUAAGUUCCAAGACAAUUGUCUGAUUCUUAUGAAAAUCUUGAGAUAUCAUGAAGUUUGGAGUGCAUAGUUACUUGUGCCUUUAGAAAGUUAUUUUAUAAUUUAGUGGUUUUAAGAUGAAUGGAUUUUUUGUUUAAGAAAAAUGGAGAUUGUUGGGUCUUUUAUUUUGAGUAUUAAAAAAACUACAGCAUAUUUAAUCAAGUAAAUGUCAUAUCUCAUUAAUAUAUUAUCAUCAUUUUAAUGCUUGAUCAAACAUUUGGUUAACUGAAGGUUCAUAUUGGCAUUUAGAUACCCACCUAUCAUCCAUGCAACUGUGACAGGUUCUCAUCAUUGUUGAUCAGACAAUGAUGUGUUAUUGUACAUAAAGCUGUUAUCAAGUUUCUAUCACCACUGUUGUUAUUGUUGUUGUACAUACAGAACCAAUUAUUUUUCUAAGAUGCUGUAAAACUUGAACACUCCUCGGAGAAAAAGAAAUUGAAUGAUAAAGAUCACGAGGUAUUGCAGUGGUUUACUUUUGAAUCGUGGUAAUAAAAACCAGUGCUUACCUUGGGUUUUGAAAUUGCAGUGUGUUUCGGAAAUCAACAUCGGCCCCAUGAAACCAAUUCUCAGCUACCUAAAGGACCUUAGGCGAGCAUACAUGAGGGAACAACUAAUGGUGAAAUAGUAUCAAUGCUGCUUGAAUACUGAAUCCCUGCCAAGUGCCUGCUUGGCAUUCAGACUGAAAUUCAAUCACCUCUUUCGUAUUACACACACCCAUUUAUUGUUUUUCAUUAUCUUUAAGUGCAUGGUGUUGAAAUAGGAAUGUAAUGUUUCAAUGUACUGUUUGAAAAGUGAUGUUUCUUGUUUGUACAUUUUGCCUUUUUUUGUAGAAAAACUGAACAUAGAUUUAGCAUUAAUUUAUGUGUAAUACAACUGGUGUAAAUGUGAACACUAGCACAUCACACCAAUGCAUCAGUUGUUUAAUAAAACUUGUUCUCUGAGCUUUUAA
This is a messenger RNA of Notolabrus celidotus (New Zealand spotty), 6404 nucleotides long. RefSeq names its product UDP-N-acetyl-alpha-D-galactosamine:polypeptide N-acetylgalactosaminyltransferase 13 (gene galnt13). Lineage: Eukaryota; Metazoa; Chordata; Actinopteri; Labriformes; Labridae. Gene Ontology annotation, cellular component: Golgi apparatus. The transcript has 12 exons. The record is from RefSeq and is a predicted model, not a curated record. Bases 636 to 2306 code for a protein of 556 amino acids.